This is a messenger RNA of Closterium sp. Naga37s-1, 3102 nucleotides long. The record is from the annotation of a GenBank genome assembly. NCBI's taxonomy places the organism in Eukaryota, Viridiplantae, Streptophyta, Zygnematophyceae, Desmidiales, Closteriaceae.
AUGUCGUCGCCAGGCGAGGCUGCCGCGCGCCUGGCGCUGAAAGGCGCUCGUCGGAUCGUGAUAAAGGUGGGAACGGCCGUUGUGACGCGUUCAGAUGGACGGCUCGCGCUUGGGCGGAUGGGGUCGCUCUGCGAAGCGAUAGAGACGCUCGUAUCGGACGGCAGGGAGGUGAUUCUGGUGACAAGUGGCGCGAUCGGAGUGGGCCGGCACAAGCUGCGCUUCCAGCGCUUCAUGCGCACGAGCUUCAAGGAUCUGCAGCGCCCGCAGGGGGAUGACAUUGACGGCAAGCCGUGCGCGGGCAUCGGGCAGGGCCAGCUCAUGGCUCUUUAUGAGUCGCUCUUCAACCAAGUGGACGUUGGUUGUGCUCAGUUGCUGGUGACGGAGCGUGAUUUCACGGACCUGCAGUUCCGCAACCAGCUGCGCAGCACCGUCUCCUCCCUGCUGGACCACCGCGUGGUGCCGGUGUUCAACGAGAACGAUGCCAUUUCCACCCGCGUUGCUCCCUACAAGGACGCCACCGGUAUCUUCUGGGACAAUGACUCCCUGGCGGCUCUCCUCUCGCUAGAGCUCCAGGCAGACGCGUGUGUGCUGCUGUCAGAUAUCGAGGGGCUCUACACCAAGCCGCCCUGGGACCCUGACUCGGAGCUCAUUCACACCUACGUGCCGAGCGUGCAUGGGGAUUCCAUCAAGUUCGGCCAGAAGAGUCGGCUGGGUCGCGGCGGAAUGACAGCAAAAGUCGAAGCAGCAAUCCAUGCGUCCGGAGGCGGAGUGCCCACAGUCAUUGCGAGUGGGUUAUCAAGCGACGCGGUGCUGCGAGUGCUGGCGGGGGAGAUGGUCGGCACGCUCUUUCACAAGGACUCUCACCUGUGGGCGGUCUCUAAGAGUGUGAAGAGCGCUGGGAGGGACAUGGCUGUUGCUGCCAGGGAUGCCAGCCGGAAGCUGCAGGCUUUGACUACGCAGCAGCGCAAGCAGGUGUUGCUGGACGUGGCGGAUGCUCUGGUGAAGAGAGAGGCGGAGAUCGUGGAGCAGAACGCCCAUGACGUACAGACGGCUGAGAUCAACGGCGUUGCACCGGCCCUGCUGCAGCGGCUGAAGUUGAAACCCAACCGGAUUCAACAGCUAGCGGAGGGCAUUCGGGCAAUUGCAGAGAUGCCUGAUCCGAUAGCAGAGACACUGGCCCGCACAGAGCUGGCAGAGGGGCUCAACCUGGAGAAGCAGAGGUGGCCGCUGGGAGUGCUGCUGGUGAUCUUUGAAGCUCGCCCUGACGCCAUGCCACAGAUUGCAGCGCUGGCGAUUCGCAGUGGCAACGGGCUGUUGCUCAAGGGAGGGAAGGAGGCACUCAACUCCAACCGCAUCAUCCACGAGGUUAUUUCCUCUGCCUUGCCACCCGAGGUUGGCCCAGCCUUGAUCGGCCUGGUGACCUCGCGCGACGACAUCUCGGAUCUGCUGAAGCUGGACGACGUGAUCGACUUGGUGAUUCCGCGCGGCAGCAACGCGCUGGUGAAUCAUAUCAAAUCGCACACCAAGAUUGCGGUGCUGGGCCAUGCGGACGGCGUGUGCCACGUGUACGUGGACAAGGCAGCCAGCCUCAAGAUGGCCAAACGGAUCAUUCUCGACGCCAAGUUGGACUACCCAGCCGCCUGCAAUGCCAUGGAGACCCUGCUACUCCAUGAGGAGCUGGUGAAGUCAGGAGCAGCAGCAGAGCUCAUUCAAGAGCUCAAAGACAAUGGCAUAGUCCUUCAUGCAGGUGCGACCGCAGCAUCUGCUUUCAACCUUCCUCAGGCACCCACUUUACACCACGAGUACGGGUCGCUGGAAUGUACGGUGGAGAUCGUGCCGGACAUUGACGCGGCCAUCCACCACAUCCACACGCACGGCAGCGCGCACACUGACGCCAUUAUUACGGAGGAUGAGGAAGCUGCAAAGAAGUUUCUGGCGUCGGUGGACAGUGCGGUCGUGGUGCACAAUGCCAGCACUCGCUUCUCCGACGGCUUCCGCUUCGGGCUUGGGGCUGAGGUGGGCAUCAGCACGAGCCGCAUCCAUGCGAGAGGGCCUGUCGGGGUGGAGGGGCUCCUCACAACGCGCUGGUUGCUGAGAGCACUACGAGCCAUGGCUGCUUCCGUCGCCUCUUCCUCCGCCGCCAUUUUGACGAAUCAAGGGGCUCGAUUAUUCGCUCCCGCAAUUCCCUUGUCGAAGACCUUAUCCGGCGCCUCCCUGCACGCCAGUCGCGUACGUCUGCCACGUGUCACGCCGCGAGGGACUCACGGCAAGGCCAGGCUGGCUGUAAUGGCUCAGGCUAAGAUCGCAGCAGCUUCAUCGGCAGCCACGGAGCCUCUGAGUGCGGGCUCGCCUGCUCCUGCCCUGUUUGACGGCACCACGCGCCUAUACCACUACAAGGCGUGUCCCUUCGCUCAGCGGGCGGUGAUUGCUGUCAACUACAAGGGUCUUGAUUUCAUCGAGCGAGUGGAGAUCAGUCUUCGCAGCAAGCCCGAAUGGUACACGGAGAGAGUGUAUCCGCCAGGCAAGGUGCCUGCCAUGGAGCAUGACGGGAAGGUGGUGGGGGAGAGCUUGGAUUUGCUUCUGCUGAUUGAUGAGUGGUUCGGCGAUAAGGGGCCGAGGAUUGUUCCUGAGAAUCCUGCCUUGGCAGCAGAAGCAUCAGCACUUGUAGCCGCAUGCGGGGACUUGAUGAUGGCUGGUUACUCUUCUCUCUCCCAGCUUUAUCAGACGGGCGGCGAGGCGGAAGUGGAGGCUGCUAUGGGAUCGCAUCUGGACUCUCUGGAGGCGAGCCUAACCAAACGCCAGGGGGAUGGCCCGUUCUUUCUUGGAAGCUUCUCAUACGUGGACAUCGCCUAUCUGCCCUUCCUAGAGCGCUUCCGCAUCGCCUUUGACCAUUUCUGCCACACCGACAUCACCAAGGGCCGCCCCAACCUGCAGCGCUGGUUCGAGGCAGCAGCAAGCAUGCAGGCAUACACAGACACAUGCAUGGAGAGAGAUGCCAUCAUUACUACCUACCAACAGAUGCUGGAUAACAAGUACUUUGAGAGAGCAGGGGUGGCAAGUUCAAUAUCAACUUCCAAGCCAACUGCAGCUGCUGGAACAUAG